AUGGGUGUGAGUGAUGAGCUGACGGGAGUAGGAUUAAGGAGCGAAGGCGGCUGGCGGCGGCCGGUCUCCACAAGUCGUGGAUUGGCCAAGGACGGGGCCAAAUCCACUAGAGGGCGCGCGCCCACAGGCAGCUUUCCAGCGCUUCCGCGUCGCACCCCCGCGGAGGGAGGCGAGGAGCCCCGCGCGCAGCAGCCGCGGCGAGUCCAGCCACCUGCGCAGACUUGGAGAAGCCGGCCCUUGGGCCAGCAGCAGCCUGCACCCCGGGCCCAGACGGCCCCGGCUCUCCCGCGCCUUGGGACCGUGCAGCGGCCGCGGGCCGCGCGAGGACGGCUUACUGGGAGGAAUGUCUGCGGGGGACAGUGCUGCCCGGGAUGGACCACGGCUAACAGUACCAACCAUUGUAUCAAACCCGUGUGUCAGCCGCCCUGCCAGAACAGGGGCUCCUGCAGCCGGCCCCAGCUCUGCGUGUGCCGCUCCGGCUUCCGAGGAGCCCGCUGCGAAGAGGUCAUUCCCGAGGAGGAAUUCGACCCCCAGAACGCCAGGCCGGCACCCCGACGCUCAGCUGAGGGGUCCCCCAACCUGCGCAGGAGCAGUGCGGCCAGAGAAAGCACCACGCCCAGAACACGGCCACCAGCGCCACAGCCGGCGGCGGCCAGGACCCUGAGUGGGCUCAGCCAGACCCACCCCUCCCAGCAGCACGUGGGGCUGUCCCAGACCGUCCGACUUUCUCCAGCCACUGCGGCCAGUGGUCAGCUGACUUCCAAUGCCCUCCCUGUGGGGCCAGGCCUUGAGCAGAGGGAUGGUGCCCAGCAGGCAGCAUAUCUGGACCACCUCUCAUCCCCUUGGGGGCUGAACCUCACGGAGAAAAUCAAGAAGAUCAAGAUCAUCUUCACUCCUACCAUCUGCAAACAGACCUGUGCCCGCGGGCACUGUGCCAAUAGCUGUGAGCGCGGUGACACCACCACCCUGUACAGCCAGGGCGGCCACGGGCAUGACCCCAAGUCUGGCUUCCGCAUCUAUUUCUGCCAGAUCCCCUGUCUGAAUGGAGGCCGCUGCAUCGGCAGAGAUGAAUGCUGGUGUCCUGCCAACUCCACCGGGAAGUUCUGUCACCUGCCUGCCCCCAGGCUGGACAGAGAGCCUCCAGAGAGGGGCCCCCGCCACAGGGCCCCACCAGAGAGCCCCUUGAAGCAGUCCACCUUCACACUGCCUCUCUCCAACCAGCUGGCCUCUGUGAAUCCCUCCUUGGUGAAGGUGCACAUCCACCACCCGCCUGAGGCCUCCGUGCAGGUCCACCAGGUGGCGCGGGUGCGGGGCGAGGCCGAGGAGGCCCCGGAGGAGAACAGCGUGGAGACCAGACCCUCCCCCCGACUCCCAGCCAGCCCAGGCCACGGCCACUGGGACAGCAACAGCAUCCCCGCUCGGUCCAGAGAGGCCCCUCGGCCCCCGCCCCUCAUGGUGCCCAGGCCUCAGGGACUCCUGGGCCGGUGCUACCUGAGCGCUGUGAAUGGACAGUGUGCCAACCCCCUGCUGGAGCUGACUGCCCAAGAGGACUGCUGUGGCAGUGUGGGAGCCUUCUGGGGGGUGACCUCAUGUGCCCCGUGCCCACCCAGACCAGCCUCCCCGGUGAUUGAAAAUGGCCAGUUGCAGUGUCCCCAGGGGUACAAGAGACUGAACCUCACUCACUGCCAAGAUGUCAACGAGUGCUUGACCCUGGGCCUGUGCGAGGACUCGGAGUGCGUGAACACCAGGGGCAGCUACCUCUGCACCUGCAGACCCGGCCUCAUGCUGGAUCCAUCGAGGAGUCGCUGUGUGUCGGACAAGGCCAUCUCCAUGCAGCAGGGGCUCUGCUACCGGUUGCUGGGGCCCGGCACCUGCGCCCUGCCUUUGGCCCAGCGGAUCACCAAGCAGAUAUGCUGCUGCAGCCGAGUGGGCAAAGCAUGGGGCAGCAAGUGUGAGAAAUGCCCCCUGCCUGGCACAGAGGCCUUCAGGGAGAUAUGCCCUGCCGGCCACGGCUACACCUACUCGAGCUCCGACAUCCGCCUCUCCAUGAGGAAAGCCGAGGAGGAAGAGCUGGCCAGGCCCUCGAGGGAGCACGAGCAGAAGAGCAAUGGGACACUGUCCAGGCCAGUGGAGAGGCGGCCAGUGGAGAGGGAGCCCCUCCGGGCGGCCACCAGCACCUGGCUUGAGGCCGGGACCAUCCCUGACAAGGGUGACUCUCAGGCUGGCCAGGUCACAGCCAGCGUUACCCAACUACCUGCCUGGGUCCCAGGAGAUGCUGUAGGAAGACCAACACCGCCACUGCCUGGACAGAGGAUCUUGGAGGCCCAGGAAGAAGAGCAAGUGACCACCCCCAUGGAUGUGUUGGUGACCCCGACCCCCUCAGCCAUUGACAGAUGUGCCACUGGAGCCACCAACAUCUGCGGCCCUGGAACCUGUGUGAACCUCCCUGAUGGAUACAGAUGCAUCUGCAGCCCCGGCUACCGGCUGCACCCCAGCCAGGCCUACUGCACAGAUGACAAUGAGUGUCUGAGGGACCCCUGCAAGGGAAGAGGACGCUGUGUCAAUCACGUGGGCUCCUACUCCUGUUUCUGCUACCCUGGGUACACGCUGACCACCUCAGGGACCACGCAGGAAUGCCAAGAUGUAGACGAAUGUGAGCAGCCAGGAGUGUGCAGCGAUGGGCGGUGCACCAACACAGAGGGUUCCUACCACUGCGAGUGUAACCAGGGCUACGUCAUGGUCCGGAAGGGACAUUGCCAAGAUAUCAACGAAUGCCAUCACCCUGGCACCUGCCCUGAUGGGAGAUGCGUCAACUCCCCCGGCUCCUACACUUGCCUGGCCUGUGAGGAGGGCUACAGGGGCCAGAGCGGGAGCUGUGUAGAUGUGAAUGAGUGUCUGGCUCCCGGGGUCUGCGCCCACGGAACAUGCACCAACCUGGAGGGCUCCUUUAGAUGCUCUUGUCAGAAGGGCUAUGAGGUCACCUCAGACGAGAAGGGCUGCCAAGAUGUCGACGAGUGUGCCAGCCGGACCUCGUGCCCCACGGGCCUCUGCCUCAACACUGAGGGCUCCUUCACCUGCUCGGCCUGUGAGAGCGGGUACUGGGUGAAUGAGGACGGCACCGCCUGUGAAGACCUAGAUGAGUGUGCCUUUCCGGGAGUCUGCCCCUCGGGAGUCUGCACCAACACCGCUGGCUCCUUCUCCUGCAGGGACUGCGAGGAGGGCUACCGGCCCAGCGCCCUGGGCCACACUUGUGAAGAUGUGGAUGAGUGUGAAGACCUCCAGAGCAGCUGCCUGGGAGGCGAGUGCAAGAACACAGCUGGCUCCUACCAGUGCCUCUGUCCCCAGGGCUUCCAGUUGGCCAAUGGCACCGUGUGUGAGGACAUAAACGAGUGCGCGGGAGAGGAGUACUGCGCGCCUCGCGGCGAGUGUCUCAACAGCCACGGGUCCUUUUUCUGUCUCUGUGCCCCGGGCUUUGCCAGCGCGGAAGGGGGCACCAGCUGCCAGGAUGUGGACGAGUGUGAAGUCACUGACCGGUGCCUCGGAGGGCAUUGUGUCAACACUGAGGGCUCCUUUAACUGUCUGUGUGAGACUGGCUUCCAGCCCUCCCCAGAGAGCGGGGCGUGUGUGGACAUAGACGAGUGUGCCAACGACACCGUGUGUGGGAACCACGGCUUCUGUGACAACACCGACGGCUCCUUCCGCUGCCUCUGUGACCAGGGCUUCGAGACCUCGCCCUCCGGCUGGGACUGCAUUGAUGUGAACGAAUGUGAGCUGAUGCUGGCGGUGUGCGGGGCUGCGCUCUGCGAGAAUGUGGAGGGCUCCUUCCUGUGCCUCUGCGCCAGCGACCUGGAGGAGUACGAUGCCCAGGAGGGGCACUGCCGCCCGCGGGUGGCUGGAGGUCAGAGUAUCCCUGAGGCCUCGCCAGAGGACCACCCCCCGGGCCCCAUCCGCAUGGAAUGCUACUCCGGGCAGACGGGCCAGCCACCCUGCUCCAGCCUUCUGGGCCGGAACACCACGCAGGCCGAGUGCUGCUGCACACAGGGCACUGGCUGGGGAGACGCCUGUGACCUGUGCCCAGCUGAGGACUCAGUUGAAUUCAACGAGAUCUGCCCUAGUGGGAAAGGCUACGUCCCUGUGGAAGGAGCCUGGAUGUUUGGACAGACCACGUACACAGAUGCCGACGAGUGUGUGAUAUUCGGGCCUGGUCUCUGCCGGAAUGGCCGGUGCCUCAACACGGUGCCUGGCUACAUCUGCCUGUGCAACCCCGGCUAUCACUACAAUGCCGCCCGCAGGAAGUGUGAGGAUCAUGACGAAUGCCAGGACAUGGCCUGUGAGGAUGGCGAGUGUGUGAACACAGAAGGCUCCUUCCACUGCUUCUGCAGCCCCCCACUCACCCUGGACCUCAGCCAGCAACGCUGUGUGAACAGCACCAGUGGCAUGGAGGACCUGCCUGACCACGACAUCCACAUGGACAUCUGCUGGAAAAAAGUCACCAAUUAUGUGUGCAGCCAUCCCCUGCACGGGCGCCGCACCACCUACACCGAGUGCUGCUGCCAGGACGGCGAGGCCUGGAGCCAGCAGUGUGCUCUGUGCCCCCCCAGGAGCUCUGAGGUCUACGCUCAGCUGUGCAACGUGGCUCGGAUUGAAGCUGAGCGAGAGGCUGGGGUCCACUUCCGGCCCGGCUAUGAGUAUGGCCCUGGGCCCGAGGACCUGCACUACAGCCUCUAUGGCCCAGACGGGGCCCCCUUCUACAACUACCUGGGCCCCGAGGAUGCCAUCCCUGAGCCACCCUUCCCCAACACGGCCAGCCACCGAGGGGACCGCAUACCCGUCCUUGAGCCUCCCCUGCAGCCCUCAGAACUCCAGCCCCGCUACGUUGCCAGCCACCCAGAGCACCAGGCCGGCUUUGAAGGGCUCCAGGCAGAGGAGUGUGGCAUCCUGAACGGCUGUGAGAACGGCCGCUGCGUGCGCGUGCGGGAGGGCUACACCUGUGACUGCUUUGAGGGCUUCCAGCUGGACACGGCGCACAUGGCCUGUGUGGAUGUGAAUGAGUGUGAUGACCUGAACGGACCUGCUGCACUCUGUGUCCACGGUCACUGCGAGAACACGGAGGGCUCCUACCGCUGCCACUGCUCCCCAGGUUAUGUGGCUGGGGCAGGCCCCCCACACUGCACUGCCAAGGAGUAGCAGCAAGGGGUCAGUGUGGGAAGUUACCUGGAAAUGGGCCCGGCCACAGGCUUGAAGGAAGCUUUCCUCGCUGGGGAGACCUGUGAAGACAUCGGGCAGGAGGCCCUGCAGCCCAGCUCCCAGCCAGCCUCGCCUGCUUCUCAUCUCCCCCAGCUUAGGCUCUGGCUGUGAGCUCUGUCACCACCUCCACACCGCCAUGCCCUUGCUUGGCUCAGACACCACCAAAUGCUUUAAUGCUUCAGCCACAGGCCACGAGGCCCUGUCUGCCAUCUGUCCUGGCCUUGCUGUGGGACACUUACCAAUGGGUGGCCCUCAAGCAGCCCCUCAAGCUGUGCAACCAUGCAAGGUCCUUCAGCCUCACACUGCACACACCCUUUUCCAGCCAUAAUCCACAUAUCAUCCUGAUGCUUCCACACCUGGGUCAGAGGCUCCAUCUGCCCUGGGAUGGUCCUUCAGAAUCUAUCGAGCAAAAAAGGAUCAGGGGAAGUUUGGGGAGUGACUCCAAUGCCUCCUCCCAAGAACCACCACUGCCACUCAGCCAGUCUGGUCUGGGCCAGAUCUGGGCACAUUUCCACCCUGUUGCCAGUGCUGUGGCCCCACGGAGGGGCAGGAGAUGCCCUCAUCUCAGAGAAGAGUGAUACUAACUUGCUGGGUGUAUGAGACACAAAUGAGAAAGCAGCAAGAGGACAAUAUAAAAGAUCAUGGGGAGUUGAUAAGAAAGAGGGAGCCAGGGCUUUGUACAAGUCUAAAGAAAAUAUUCAGUAACUUUGGGUAAAUAAACAUUCAAAAUCUACCCAGCAAUAGCUCCUGGGCACCACAGCAAGGGCUGCCACAAGCCAGGGUGCCCAUCUCUGAAGACCUGUAUUAAAUACACACUGCUUCUUACAGGAGACAAAUCUCUCCUGGGCUCUCCUUUUGUGGACACCAGUUUGAUGUGCUAAAAAUAAAGCAGUUGAUUUUCUAGCUUGUGAAACACAGUGCAGUCUUGUUUAGGGGGAGCCAGAUUUCCUAUGUUGUUUCUUCCCUCAACUCAGAAGCCUCUGCCCUCUCCCCCUUCAUAAAAUGGAUGGCUGGCAUCCCACUGAGUUUACAAGCAGAGACUCACUCCAAUCUUGGCUAGCUGGGACUUUAAAACCAUGGUGGAAUAAAGACGUGUACUCCUGGGCUCUUCUGUUUUUGUUUUUAUUUCACAUUAAGCCAAAUUUCUUUACCAUGUUGGCUGAGUCUAAAUAUUAGAGAUGAGGCUGUGCUACCCCCUCACCAGCUCUGCCAACAGCCUAUGAUUGGGUUCCAAUAGGAAAAGGUUCUUUACUCUUCUAAGACAAGGAAAGCUCUGACUUUGCAUUUCUCUGAUGAAUGGCAAUGUAAAUGAACAAGGCUCCACGUGCCUGAAGACAGAGAUGAAUGCUAGUUUCUUAAUUUAUCUGACCUGUCCUACCUGCUGCCCUAAUUGUCAGCCAUCCAAUAAUAACUUAUUGAAUGCUUGCUAUGUGCCAGGCACUGUGUUGAGUGCUGAACACAAAUUUCAUUUGAUCAUCCAACAAUCCUGCUUACUAUUUUUAUUCCCGAUUUACCAAUGAGGAAACUGGACUUACAAAGCUUAAAUAAUUUGCUCUAGGUCACUAUACUAGUUGCAAUGUUUUCAGCAGACAGAAGUAUAUAGUUCUUAAACAUAUGAAAAUGUCCUGACCUUCAAUCAUAAUAAAAAGAAAUGCAAGUUAAAACUACACUGAGACACUUUUUUUAACUGAUUGGCAAAGAUUAAAAAGUCUGUUAAAACUCCUAUUUGGCAAGCAUCUGGGGAAAGAGGCAUUCACACACAUCGCUGCCAACAGCAUGUAGUGGCACAACUCCUAAACAGAAUAAUAUGGUAAUGUCUUUCAAAAUUAUAAAAGCACUUACUCUUUAAAUCAGUGAUUCCACUUCUAGGAAGUUAAACUUAACCUUUAGACAUAUUCUCCCUAAAUGUGAAAGGCAUAUGUUAAGAGGUUAUUUAUCACAGCAUUAUUUGAAAUAGCAAAAGAUUAGAAAUAAUUGGCUAUGAAGCCCUAAAAAGAAAAAAAAAAAGUGGCUCUAAAUGCCUAGAGAAGA
Messenger RNA from Vicugna pacos (alpaca), 7278 nucleotides. It is a transcript of the gene LTBP2, whose product is annotated as latent transforming growth factor beta binding protein 2. Gene Ontology annotation, molecular function: calcium ion binding. The record is from RefSeq and is a predicted model, not a curated record. Lineage: Eukaryota; Metazoa; Chordata; Mammalia; Artiodactyla; Camelidae.